CGAAGCGGAGUAUUCGAGAUGGGGACCACCCUGGACAUUAAGAUUAAAAGAGCGAACAAGGUUUAUCACGCCGGGUUUUCUGCCAUCACAUUACCAUUUGACAACAGUCAUGUAGUGCUUCUCAAGGCCCUUCUCGUUGCCUUUUUGAAAUCAGACAGCGGGCAUGAAGAUGUGUCUGGAAGGUGGUGAUGGGAUGCCCGUCCUCGCCCACUCCCCUGGCACCCCCCCAGAGCCGACCCUUCCCCAUCCUGGCAUCCAGGCGUCUGGUCUGUGAUAAGCACUCAGAAAUACUCUCAGGGGUGGUGGUCGUAUCUGGGAAGGAUUCGGUCCAGCACCAGGGAGUCUCCUUGACGGUGGAAGGAACUGUGAACCUCCAACUCAGCGCCAAGAGUGUGGGUGUGUUCGAAGCCUUCUAUAAUUCUGUGAAGCCCAUCCAGAUUAUCAACAGUACCAUCGAAAUGGUGAAGCCAGGAAAAUUUCCCAGUGGCAAAACAGAAAUUCCUUUUGAGUUUCCUCUGCACAUGAAGGGUAACAAAGUUCUGUACGAGACUUACCAUGGUGUGUUCGUCAACAUUCAGUACACCCUGCGCUGUGACAUGAGGCGGUCCCUGCUGGCCAAGGACUUGACCAAGACCUGUGAAUUCAUCGUUCACUCUGCUCCUCAGAAGGGGAAACUGACUCCGAGUCCUGUGGACUUCACUAUAACACCUGAAACCUUACAGAACGUCAAAGAGAGAGCCUUGCUCCCCAAAUUUCUCAUCAGAGGACAUCUCAACUCAACCAACUGUGUUAUCACACAGCCACUGACGGGAGAGCUGGUGGUGGAGAGCUCAGAGGCUGCCAUCAAAAGCAUCGAGCUGCAGCUGGUGCGCGUGGAGACAUGCGGCUGUGCAGAAGGGUACGCCCGUGAUGCCACAGAGAUUCAGAACAUUCAGAUCGCCGAUGGGGACGUGUGUCGGGGCCUCUCUGUCCCCAUAUACAUGGUCUUCCCCCGGCUCUUCACCUGCCCGACGCUGGAGACCACAAACUUCAAAGUGGAGUUUGAGGUUAACAUUGUUGUGCUGCUUCACCCCGACCACCUCAUCACGGAGAACUUCCCGCUGAAGCUCUGCAGGAUGUAGCCGCGGGCAGGGGGAGACGCGGCCACGUGACCUCACGGGAGCCGGGGCUGGCGGCGCUGAACCUGCUCUCUUGCUGGUUCUGUAUCAGAAAUGAGUCUGCCCUUCUUCCUCAUCUCGAGGCCCCUCCAGUCCCAGCUUCCCUUUGAAAUUCAUCGGAAUUUCUUCACGGUGUUGGCAAGAUCGUUUCCCAGAGAGCAGAUCUCCUGUGACUCCCAACCAACCUGCUCAUUUUUAGGUUCAGGAAACAGUUGUAACAGAGUCUGAAUUUUGCUGGAAAGUGAGGUCGGGGACGAAGGAAACCUCCUGUCUGACCGAUGGAUGUGGCCGGGGCUCCCGACAGCGAAGCGACUUCACGAGGUGGCGGCAGGUGUGCGGGUUGCCCGUGAUGUUGGCAGACGCCCGCCAAGGAGGGUGCUGUGGCGUCUCCGGUGCAGUGUAGCCUGUUUCCCACUGUUCUUUUUUAUAGCAUUUUUCAUGAUAACUUCAGAACUUUUAGGGACCUGGGGAAAGUGUGCCUUGCCCUCCCAGGAGUGAGGGGAUCUGCUGACCAUGGCUGGUGCUGGAGUAUUUCUGAAUCUCAGGACCUGCUGCCACCUUCCCAGAGUCCAUUUAAGUGCGAGGUUCUGUCGGGGGGAUGAAAACGUGUUCACGCCUGUCCUCAUAGGCUGGGUUCUGAGUGGCGGGAGACCCAGGCGUGAAGACCCCUCUGUGCUGGCAUGGCCUGGACCUGAUGAACUUGGCCCACCUCCAUCCCACCUGAGGGACCUGUGUUGGGGGGUGGGGGGAAUUGGCCUGAAGCCAUUUUCUCCCUCGCCUCCUGUUAUGAUUCGCAGUGUUCGGUGGGUCUGUUACAACACAGUCCUUCCUUCAAAUCCUGCCAUUGUUUCUGUGGGUCCACAGUUAACCUCAAAAGUAAGCCGUGCACUCUGCACGCUGCCUGGCCUCCCCGACAGCCCUCGGCCUGGCAGUCUUGGGCAGGUGGCUGACGGCCCCCUGGAGGUCCCGCUGUUGUCCUGGGACAGCUCUGGUGACCCUGAUGCCGAGGGCAAACAAACCUGACUCAGGCUCAGCUUUUCCCUCAGGCUUCACCAGUGAAGUGGAUACAACUUAUUCACUGAGCCAUUUAAAAAGGUGGUUCCCAGAACAUACAUUUCUAGUUUAUAAUCUCCUUUUACACACACAUGACAUUAACAAUGAUCUGAUGCUGUGUUUAAACUAGACCAGCAGAAAACAAGGAGUCCAUGCUUCCUGGAAAAUUUCAAAUGUAGAGAUCAUUUUUAGUGAGGAAAAAAGCUAAAUGAGAAUUUUGAGAAAAGGUUUGGGACGUAUAUUGCUAUAUAAUUUCUUAAGUAAACCAGUUUUUUGGACUUAAGUAUGGUGAGUACUGUUGUUAGGAGAUAAUUAUCACCUGAAGAGCGGCCAGCAGCCCGGCCACCUUUAUCAUUUUAUUCACCCCCGAGGGGCCCAGGUAAGGGCCGUGUCCUUGCCCUUCUUGGACGGGCACCUCCACCGUCAGUUAUUAAGGAAAACUUGAACGUUUGGGUAUCUUGGGAGCAACAGUCCCACUACUGCCCUGGCUGCAGCUGGGGGGCUGUGUUGUCAUGUUCUCCCAUUAGAGCAGGAGGGGAGGUGAAAGAAAGAGGCCGUGAACCGUAAAUGUAAAACAGUAUAUUUCUUGGGAAAUGCUUAUUUAGGCAGGAGCACCUUCUGAUUCUUGGAGCUCCAGCAGAAAUGGGGCCUGACUCCGGUUCUCAGCCACAUCGUGAGUUCCACAGGAAAGGUGGAGAGGUCAAUGAAAAAUAAAACGUUAAAAUCAAUCAAUAAAAAAAUAAUAAAAAAGCAUCGUGCCUGACUUCACCCAGA
Hippopotamus amphibius kiboko is the source of this 2984-nucleotide messenger RNA. It is a transcript of the gene VPS26C, whose product is annotated as VPS26 endosomal protein sorting factor C. The record is from RefSeq and is a predicted model, not a curated record. The transcript has 10 exons. Bases 189 to 1121 code for a protein of 310 amino acids. NCBI's taxonomy places the organism in Eukaryota, Metazoa, Chordata, Mammalia, Artiodactyla, Hippopotamidae. Gene Ontology annotation, cellular component: endosome. Gene Ontology annotation, biological process: intracellular protein transport.